AUGGAACAAUUAACUGUAAACAAUAAUAAACCACAGAAGAACAAAUUUGAUGAACAAUCAAAAGAUGAUAAUCAACAUUUAUCAGUUAUUCAAUAUCCUUAUCUUAGUGUAGUUGAUUUGUUUCAUGCUCAUGAUGAUUAUGUGAAGCAAUUUCUAUUGGAUAUCAAAAUGUGUUUAACAACAAAGCUCAACUUUCAAGUCUACUUUUCAACUUUGGAUAAAGUAACACACAAUUUUACAAGAGAUGCAACACGAACCAAUUGUGCCAAAUUACUUGCUCUUCCUCCGAAUCAUCCCGACUUGGCUACUUCCUACAACAACAUCGGUAUGGUGUAUGAUAACAUGGGCGAGUACUUGAAAGCACUUUCAUCGUACGAAAGAUCACUUGAAAUCCAAAAAACAGCUCUCCCUCCGAAUCAUCCAUUAUUGGCUACUUCCUACAACAAUAUUGGUAUGGUGUAUUCUCACAUGGACGACUACACGAAAGCACUUUCAUCGUACGAAAGAUCACUUGAAAUCCAAAAAAUAGCUCUCCCUCCGAAUCAUCCCGACUUUGCUCAAUCCUACAACAACAUCGCUUCAGUGUAUGAUAACAUGGGCGAGUACUCGAAAGCGCUUUCAUCGAACGAAAGAUCACUUGAAAUCCGAAAAAUAGCUCUCCCUCCGAAUCAUCCCGACUUUGCUCAAUCCUACAACAAUAUCGCUUCAGUGUAUUAUAACAUGGGCGAGUACUCGAAAGCACUUUCAUCGUGCGAAAGAUCACUUGAAAUCGUCAAAAUAGCUCUCCCUCCGAAUCAUCCCGACUUGGCUACUUCCUACAACAACGUCGGUAUGGUGUAUGAUAACAUGGGCGAGUACUCGAAAGCACUUUCAUCGUACGAAAGAUCACUUGAAAUCCGAAAAAUAGCUCUCCCUCCGAAUCAUCCCUCCUUGGCUACUUCCUACUACAACGUCGGUAUGGUGUAUUCUCACAUGGGCGAGUACUCGAAAGCACUUUCAUCGUACGAAAGAUCACUUGAAAUCCGAAAAAUAGCUCUCCCUCCGAAUCAUCCCGACUUGGCUACUUCCUACAACAACAUCGCUUUAGUGUAUGAUAACAUGGGCGAGUACUCGAAAGCACUUUCAUCGUACGAAAGAUCACUUGAAAUCGGAAAAAUAGCUCUUCCUCCGAAUCAUCCCGCCUUGGCUACUUCCUACAACAACGUCGGUAUGGUGUAUGAUAACAUGGGCGAGUACUCGAAAGCACUUUCAUCGUACGAAAGAUCACUUGAAAUCCGAAAAAUAGCUCUCCCUCCGAAUCAUCCCUCCUUGGCUACUUCCUACAACAACAUCGCUUCAGUGUAUGAUAACAUGGGCGAGUACUCGAAAGCAUUUUCAUCGUACGAAAGAUCACUUGAAAUCGGAAAAAUAGCUCUCCCUCCGAAUCAUCCCUCCUUGGCUACUUCCUACAACAACAUCGCUUCAGUGUAUUCUCACAUGGGCGAGUACUCGAAAGCACUUUCAUCGUACGAAAGAUCACUUGAAAUCCGAAAAAUAGCUCUCCCUCCGAAUCAUCCCGACUUGGCUACUUCCUACAACAACAUCGCUUUAGUGUAUGAUAACAUGGGCGAGUACUCGAAAGCACUUUCAUCGUACGAAAGAUCACUUGAAAUCGGAAAAAUAGCUCUCCCUCCGAAUCAUCCCUUAUUGGCUACUUUCUACAACAACGUCGGUAUGGUGUAUGAUAACAUGGGCGAGUACUCGAAAGCACUUUCAUCAUGGGGAAGUUGA
Messenger RNA from Rotaria sordida, 1770 nucleotides. NCBI's taxonomy places the organism in Eukaryota, Metazoa, Rotifera, Eurotatoria, Philodinida, Philodinidae. The record is from the annotation of a GenBank genome assembly.